AUGUCAAACUUGAGAGCUUCAGCCCCUGACUUCAUGCCAGAGGACGACAGUUCUGCUGUUGCCGCUGCUACUCCGGCCAAGAGUUCGGUUUCCGAGCCCGUUGCCCGUCUGGCUCCGGCCCCGGGUACCGGUUCGGAAGCUCCGGUCAGCUACCCCUCCCCCUCGGAUUCUCUCCCGGAGGCAAUGGCCACCAAGGCUGAUGAAGAGAAUCGUGUCUCUACCAAGGCUGAGGGCACCACCAACACUGCAAUUGAGCAGAAGUCGUCUACCGACGCUGCUAAGCACCCUGAUGACGGCAACCUUGUCGUCUUCGGCCACAACGCCACUGCCUACGGCUAUCAUUCUGCUGCUGCCACCACCACCAUGGAUGGCAGAAUGAUGCCCGUCAAGACUUACUUUGGCGGCAACACUGUUGUUGGCUCCUACGCCAACAACUACAACGGUGGCUCCGUCAUUGGCCACAACCAGUCUACUCUUGCUGCUGGCGACGAUCCCAUCUCUGAGGGCCGCCGAAUCUACAUUGGCAACCUCAAGUACAGCGUCAACCGCUUCCAGGUCAAGCGCCUACUCCGCCAGUACGGAGUCUACCAUACGGUAGAAAAGAUUUACAUGCCAUACAGCGAAGGCCCGUUGGAGGCACCUGUCGAUCAGCACGGCUACUUGGCCGAUGCCAACGUAGCUUAUGGCUACGAAGAGUACCAGCAGCAGGAUGGCCCGCCCGAGAUGCCCAACAAGGGCUACGUCUUCGUCACUUACGGAGAUGCCAGAGAAGCAGAUGCUGCUAUCCAGCGUCUGGGUGGUGUUAUGCAUAUGGAUCGCAAGCUGGUCUGUCGCCCUGGUCUGCCCAAGGGCGUUGCGUUCCGCCAGGACGACCUGAACGGAGGCGCAUUCCGUUCCCACCGCCGCCGUCGCUUUGAACGAUUCGACAGCAUCCUGGAGGACCAGUACAGCGGUCCUCACUACAGCAAUAGCAACAACGCCAUUGUCUCGUAUGGCAACGGCACCUACAGUGCCAACUAUGGCGGCGGCUACGCCAACGAGAACUCCUCCAUGAGCUACAAUGGCGGUAAUCACCAUGGCCCCUACCAGCGCGGUCAUCACAUGGGUCCCGCCGGUGGUUCUUACAGUGGCCUUGGUGGCAACGGUUAUGGCAACAAUACCUAUGGUCACUCUCGCGCCGACAAGGACUUCUCCUACGACUCCUGCCGAUCCGGCAACACUGGAGCCUUUGGUCCCCGCGGAGGCAACUCCAGCUACAAUCCUCACAGUAGCCGCUACCCCCGCAACUACUAG
Pestalotiopsis fici W106-1 is the source of this 1293-nucleotide messenger RNA. RefSeq lists its product as uncharacterized. Gene Ontology annotation, cellular component: ribonucleoprotein complex; nucleus; cytoplasm. The coding region runs from base 1 to 1293 and encodes 430 amino acids. NCBI's taxonomy places the organism in Eukaryota, Fungi, Ascomycota, Sordariomycetes, Amphisphaeriales, Sporocadaceae. Gene Ontology annotation, molecular function: mRNA binding. The transcript has a single exon. The record is from RefSeq and is a predicted model, not a curated record.